Molecule: messenger RNA, 744 nt
Organism: Knipowitschia caucasica
Lineage: Eukaryota; Metazoa; Chordata; Actinopteri; Gobiiformes; Gobiidae
Source: the annotation of a GenBank genome assembly
AUGGCCUUGAACACAGAGUUUGAAAAAAUUGCCUCAAAUCGGACUGUCACUUCAGCAGAGGUUCUUGUUACAGAGGAUCGGCUGGUUGAUGAGCUGAUGAAACAAAAGGUUUCAACAGUGCGUAAACUAUGCAAAGCCUGCAACCUGGACUCGAAUGGGUCGCGUAUGAACCUCAUACUACGACUCCGGGAGGAAAUGAAGUCCAGGCACACUUAUGACAAAGUGUUCCAAAAGAUCUGGGGAGCAUCUGGUGGCUGGUCUCUCAACUAUGUGCUGGAUGAGGAGAGGUCAGGAAAGGAGCUUAUCGUCCAAAGUACUAAGAUGGCUCUAACACGGUCUGACUUUCAAACUCUUGGUUUAAAACGAGAUAUGGAGUCUACUAUUGGAAAUGCCUGCUUUGAGAUCAUAGAAAAAGUCGCGCAAGUCAAGGAAGACAUGCCAACUCUGAGGAAAUGGUGGUGUUUGUUACUGAUGGAGACCUUUGACCUUGGGAGCUAUGGCAAAUUAUUUGCCCAUUGGACGGAGGAAGCCAAGGCUAUGCUUCGAGGGGAAGUACAGCCAGUUCUGAGGGUGAAAAAACGCAAGUUCUGUGCAACAGACAGACCUGUUGCCUGCUACACAAGAACAUCGAGACCGGAAAGUCCUAAAAGAUUGUCAAUUAGCAGCAAGCUGGGCAAAGGACAACCUGUUUUUAUUCACUGGAAAAAUACAGUUUCCUCCUGUGCUGGACUGGGAAGGAGAUGA